AUGCUGGCAACUCAGGUAGACAAAUCAGACCUCAGGGAAAGUUCUACUAAGUUUGUACAUCAAAUGGAUCAAGUAGAACAAUUGCCCAUCAUCGGAAUAUUCCUCACCCAAUUUGAUGUCAAGAAGGGAAACACUCUUGUGUGGUCUCAAUUGCAACAAUCAAAUGAUACCAAUGAACAAGCUAUAUUUAAAAACAUUGAAUUCAAGACAUUGCCAUCCGGUAUCCAUGAACGGAUGGAUGAUCAUGUGUUUUUCACGAUUCCAAAGGAGAACGAGAAUAACGAGAAUAAUAAUGAUUAUUACUAUGGUGUGAGCUUUUUCAAACAGAAUGGAUUAGAUUUUAUGGGAAUUCACCAGCAAAUUGAUAGGAAGCAAGUAAAAAUGUAUUCCAUUGGUGUCAUUAUCGAUCCCUCAUUGCAAGCAAUGUUUAACCCAUUCCAGAUAUCAUGUCUGGGAAUGUAUUUGAACCCUCUGGAGUCUUUACUAAGUAACUGGAUGGCAGAUGGGAAGGAAAAUGACUUUACUUUACUUGAAGAUUUUUUAAAGGAAUAUGGUGGUGAUAAACCAUUACCCAUUGUCGAAAAUGCAAAAUAUGGAAUGAUUGACGAUCUACCCGUCUGGGUAAAACGAUUUGGUCCGUCGAUCUUUACCAUUUGGAAGCUCUGCCUUUUGAGGAAGAGAAUUAUAAUAAUUAAUCCAGCAGGAAGUUCAAAUUAUGCUUGUAAUUUGCUUUGCUUUUGGAUAUCUUUGUUACAGAAAAUAGCACAUGACAAUAAUAUGAUUCGAACGCUUUAUACAGUGGGGGUUAUGGAUAUAGAUCAUUUGAAACAACUAUCAGAUAAAAAAAUAGGAUUUAUUGCAUGUUCUAAUGACGAAAUAUUAAUAGAAAAGACAGAAUUAUAUGAUUAUGUCAUUAAAUUACCCACAGUAUUCUUUUACAAAAGUGCUGAGAUUAUCAUUGAAACAAAUCAAGGAAAAGCGAUUAAGGCUACUCAGUAUGAAUCCAAUAAAUACGAAGUACUGGUUAGAGAUUGCCUUCACGGAUCAAUUAUAAUACCAGAGACAUACUUACCUGUAGUAGAACCAAUGUCAUGGUUGCAAUUUAUCAUUGACAGCUUAUAUUGGAUUGCAACUGCGGGCACUAUUCAACCACCAUUUGAAUUAAAUUUAGAUGCAACUAAAAUAUUACAAUGGGGUUCAGGAUCACUACCUCCUGAGCACCCUGAUAGGAAAGAUGGAGAACUUGUACUUCUACUUCAAUAUUUCCAUUUUUCCAAAAUUGCACUAUAUAACAAACUAGAGACAAUAUUGGAUGAGAAUGAAUCGUUAGAUUCUGAUAAGCCUGUACAUCUUACGAGAUUUACAUUACAUGAAUUGGGAUUGGAUUGUUUCAGUGGACAAGAUGCAGAUUUUAUUAAGGAAUUGUCCAUAGAAUGGUUUAACAGAGAGGUUUCCAUUAAUUAUUUCAACUUCUACGGCAUGUUUUAUUGA
Naumovozyma castellii is the source of this 1491-nucleotide messenger RNA. RefSeq names its product Anr2p (gene ANR2). NCBI's taxonomy places the organism in Eukaryota, Fungi, Ascomycota, Saccharomycetes, Saccharomycetales, Saccharomycetaceae. The transcript has a single exon. Bases 1 to 1491 code for a protein of 496 amino acids. The record is from RefSeq and is a predicted model, not a curated record.